Messenger RNA from Triplophysa rosa, 1639 nucleotides. RefSeq names its product NudC domain containing 3 (gene nudcd3). The coding region runs from base 126 to 1163 and encodes 345 amino acids. Lineage: Eukaryota; Metazoa; Chordata; Actinopteri; Cypriniformes; Nemacheilidae. Gene Ontology annotation, cellular component: cytoplasm. Gene Ontology annotation, biological process: protein folding. The record is from RefSeq and is a predicted model, not a curated record. The transcript is spliced from 6 exons.
GUGAAGCGUUUUCUCGAAGGUCGAUUGUACGAGACGAUUUCCCCCGUCUCGUUUGCUGUUUAUGUGUCUAGAAAUUAUAUUGAUGUGAGAUAAAGCAGCUUGAGGACAGAUUUGAGCUGCUCGUCAUGUCUUCUCCAGUGGAAAUGACGGAGCUGUACGACAACGCGCUGCUCGGGAUCCUGCAGCAUGUUGGAAACGUUCAGACUUUCCUGCAGGUUUAUUUUGGUUUCCUCUACAGGAAGACGGACUUUUAUCGCCGCCUCAGCAGCCCCAACGACCGCAUGGGCUUCCCACCUGGAGUCGCUGAAAAAAUGGUUUUCAAGACAUUUAAGUUAUUUGAAAAGCUGGCAGAGGAGGACAGAGAGAGGGCAAGCAGAAGUCUGGAGGAGUGCAAAUCAGCUCCUCCAGAGGUACAAGAGCUGGAGGUUCAAUCCGAGAAGGAGGCUGAAGCUCCUGUAGAAGAGAGGAGCACAGAGGAGUCCACAGCUGCCACAGCACCAGAGACCGAUGGAGAGACGCCACACAGCAGUCACGCUGAACCUACGGUAGACAUGCAAGCAGCGGGAGACACAGCGACGGCUGCAUCAGGGCACGACGCCUUUCAGGCCGACCCAGACAGUUACAAUGGUGCGGUUAGGGAAAGUUACACCUGGUCGCAGGACUACACAGACGUGGAGGUUCGAGUGCACGUCCAGCCUGACAUCAUUAAAGGCAGACAGGUGACUGUAGACCUGCAGCCGGGGAGAGUUCGCGUAGCGGUGAACGAGAGGGGAUCGCAGAGGGUCCUGAUGGAGGGAGAAUUCACGCACAAAAUCAACACUGAGAAUUCCCUGUGGAGUUUGGAGCCGGGCAAAUGUGUGCUGCUUUCUCUGAGUAAAAUCGGGGAGGUCUGGUGGAGCGCUGUAUUGAAGGGUGAGACAGAGAUUGAUGUGAACCAGAUCAACCGGGAGCGCUCCAUGGCAACCGUGGAUGAGGAAGAGCAUGCCGUGCUGGACCGCCUCACAUUUGAUUACCACCAAAAACUCCAGGGGAAACCACAGAGUCACGAGAUGAAAGUUCAUGAGAUGUUAAAGAAGGGCUGGGACGCUGAAGGAUCUCCGUUUAAAGGACAGGAGUUUGACCCCUCCAUCUUUAACAUCCCACCUAGUGCUGUUCAGUUUUGAGACGCAGUCGAGUACACACAUCAACGGUGACAGUUUCUUGCGAUGCUAGAGAACAAACAACAACAUUGUUUCCACUGCAAACCUUCUCAUGCCAAUAUAUAAUGGACACUUUAACUAUUGUCUGAAAUAUUACAGCUACUGUAUGGUGCUAGGCCAGUUUUCAUUUACGAUUUUGAGUGUUUUAUGAAAUAAAGUAAUUAUGUCACUCUGCCCAGUUUCUGACAAGAGAUGCAGAGCCUUAUUAUUUGUAUGUUGUUUUUAAAGGCAUUUCCUUAAGAUUGAACAGAAACCAUCAGAAAUAUUUCAGUGGUGUCUGUCAGAUUUUUAAGACUUUUGUCUUCUAGCCAAUUGCUCAGAUUCACAGAUGAGAGUGAGAAUUCUUUCAAGUGUGAUGUUAGAUGUUAUUUUCCCCUCAUUUGCGUCAAAGUUUUGUUUAACAUCUGUGCCUGAAUCUAUUAAAACGUUUUGCAAACACU